AUAAUGGGUAAAGAAAAUGAAAUGUUCAUUGCUUUUAUUUUCAACGAUAUCGGCUUGUUUCCUAGAUUGGUUUUCUAUUAGAUGGAAAUAUAUUUUGUACGCCACAAUGAUAACGUUCAUAUUUCAUAGUAAAAUUGAGAAUCAUUAUAUAGAGCCACCUAGUUAUUGUAUUAUGGCAAAAAUUUGCAACCACACUGGUAUAAGUAUUUGUGGCUUGGAGAAGGAUAGUCAGGAUCACAGAUUAUUUCUAGAUGACUGUGAUAUGUUCGAAUACAAUUGUGACAACGGAAAAGUAUAUUUAAAGGUCGAUGACAAACUUUGUCCUCAAAAUGUUACCAAGGAUACAAUUGCAACAAUGACAUCUGAACAAACUUCAGAGACUACGAAAAAUACAAGUGUAACCCUCCCGUCAACAAUAACAACUGUCAGAAGUACUGCAAGUAAUGUUACGAAAGUCCCUAUCGCAUCUGAGUGUACAAGAUCCAAGAAAACGGAUUCUUCUACCACGGUGACUGAUUCUCCUACAACAGGGACAAAUACGAAAAAUAUCAAAACAGCAUCCCCUGAAAUCCACAGGUGUACAUGUAUGGACGCACAUGAUAAAACAACAGAAAUGUCUACUACUAAGAUACUGACAUAUUCUGAGACUACAGAAUCCACUUUACCUAUGACAAAGACAAUCCAAACACAAUCAAUAAACACUUCAAAUUCCACUGGAAAAUGGUGUACGUGUAACAUUCCCACUACAGAAUCGAUGUUAACUACUUCAACAGUAACGACUACUAUUGAAACUACUUCAGCUAAAAUCGAAAGAUGUACUUGUAUGGACAGAGAUAUAACUACAAUUAAAACAAAUCCUAGUACUGUUACAACGACGUAUUCUGAAUCUAUAGACUCUACAUUACCUAUAACAAAAACGACUCUAACACAGCCUAUAAAUACUUCAACUGCGACUGGAAAACGGUGUACUUGCAAUUUUUCUAGUACUUCUACAACGGACACAAUUUCAACAACUCCUAUCACAUCUCCAACAAUCACGACUACUAUUAAGCCAAAAAACAUUUUUGAAAAAAUAUGUACUUGUAUGGACACAACGACAGCACUUUUUACUACUACAACCGAAUUAACUACAUCCCCAGUUACUACAACUUCUACUGAAUCAUCUACUACAGUUGUCUCGUCAAGUAAACCUGGGUGUACUUGUACUCCACAUUUCAUAUCCUCAACUGAGACGACGACAUCGAGUCCAAUCGAUAGUGAUGAAUCGACAGAGACUACGGUUGACUAUAUCGAAGUAAUUCCUACACCUGACGGCGAUUCUUGCAAGAAAUAUCCGGCACAUUGUAAAAGACCACGAACUUGGGAGACUACAGUCAGAGGAGAAACAAGGGAUUUCUUUCAAAUUCUUCGUGAAAAAUUUGGAGAUAGGAUAAAAAUAUUAAAAGACACAACCCAUUGGCCUCGGAGGACGGUAAAAGCCGUGGAAAAUUAUAAUGACGGGUUUCAUUUUGGUAACCAUAACGAUUUAUCAUGAUUUUGGAAGCUGAAAGCAAAUAUUUAAUUAGAUAAAAUGAUUUCAAUA
Molecule: messenger RNA, 1582 nt
Organism: Danaus plexippus (monarch butterfly)
Lineage: Eukaryota; Metazoa; Arthropoda; Insecta; Lepidoptera; Nymphalidae
Product: mucin-2-like
Exons: 3
Coding region: 17-1534 (505 amino acids)
Source: RefSeq, a predicted model, not a curated record